UAAUAAUACACUCACAGUCUCUCUGUCCAUCUUUUUCUCCUCUCUUACUCUAUAAUUGUGUUGUGAAGUGUAGUACAUUUUACUAUUCUUUAGGUAUCUUUCUUGCCUUUUGGCUUCUUCUCCAUUAACAAUCAGGUGGUGUAUCGCUAAAGAAAAAGAAGAGGUUUUGACUUUUUGGUAAAAGAGAAGUGUAUGCAUAGAGUGGCUCGAUGUUCCAUUAUUUCGAUAAUUUCUCACCUGAUGAUCAGCACUUUAAUGAUUUCUGUCACUCACAGACGUCUAAUUCGUGUAUGAUCUCUAGUAUAUCCGAUUAUGACUUAGGGUUUAAAGAAGAUCUUUUCAAAGCACCUGAACCGAUAAUAGAACAGCCAUUGAUAAGCUUGUGUGGAGAAGACAUCAUUUUUCCAGAAAACAAGUUUACAUAUCUUCAAUCACUUGAAGAUGAGGACUUCAUGAGCAAUCUUUUUGAAGAACAUAAAGAUAUUUUGGCAAAAGAAACAUCAUCUUCCUCAGAGUUUCUAGAUUUCAGAACAGAUGAUAGCAUCACUACGAAAGAAAUUUUGUAUCCUUUUGGAACAUUCACAAAAAGUAUAAGCUCUGACAGUUUGAUCUCGGUGGAUGGGAAUCAAAUGAGGCCGAUUUCCAUGAAUUUUACUGAAAUGGACUUGAUGAAUUUUCAUGGUAUGCGAAUGGUUUCCAGUGAAGGAUACAUAAAGCCACAGGUUACGAGUGAUCAAGUUCAAGAAACUCGCAUGCAGAAGCUUUCAAGAUACAGGGAUAAGAAGACAAAGAGGAAUUUUGGCAGAAAAAUUAAGUAUGCUUCCAGGAAAGCGUUAGCGGAUGGCCAGCCACGGAUUAAAGGAAGGUUUGCCAAGACAGAAGAAAUGGAAUUCUCUAGAAAGUAAUCAGAGAUUGUUAAAAAUCAAAAUUUGGCAUUUGGAACAAAUUGGAAUCUUGUAGGUUAAUGAUCUUUGUUGAUCACGGAUGUUGAUUGUGUUGUUUUUCGUUGGUUUUUUUUAUGUCAUUUUAUCCAAUUUUGUGUUGAAUAUGUCAAGAGCGAAACUGUGAGAGUAUGUUUGAAAGAUAGUGUUUUGGGAUCCGAGUUAUGUUUUGUAAGGUAAAACAUGAAAGUUUUAUGUGG
Molecule: messenger RNA, 1141 nt
Organism: Lactuca virosa
Lineage: Eukaryota; Viridiplantae; Streptophyta; Magnoliopsida; Asterales; Asteraceae
Source: the annotation of a GenBank genome assembly